AGUCGCUGCAGGCCCUCUGAACCUCUUCUCCCCCAGACGCUGCAGCAAGGAGUUUGUUUUUCCAAGACCUGCGAGAUGUACCCUGACGGCAGCACCCAGUUUUCCCCAUAUUGGGGCAAUGGUGGACACAAUCACGUGCAUGAGGCGCAAGCGAGGGGGCUGCAAUGUGGAAAUACCUGAAGCGGAUAGGGAGGAGAGUGUUUCCUCCUCUCCCUUUAAGCAGUUGCAUUAUUCCGUAUUUCCCCCCUGCGUGCUCCCUUUCUCCCACGCCCGCCCCCCAUCCCCUCCCUUGCAAUUAGUCCUUCCUGACGAAAGGUAAAUGCACCGCAUAAAAGUGACGCGGCCUGACCCUGCCUAAAUCUGAGGCUCUUUUUAUGCACCUUUACAGACACCCCUUUUCAAACCAGACUUCUGCUUUCGCUUGCAGAAUCAGUCUUUGCUCAAGUGCAAGCGGGCGAGCAAUUCCUGCCGCGGCACGACCCGCAAGUCCUCCCAAGUCCCUCAUUCAGAUGCGCCGAACUCGUCCACCAAUUCCCAGCAGCGCGCUUUUGCAACCCGACUCCCGAGUGUGGGCAAGGAAGGAAGGGCACGGGCGCUUCGAGGCCUGCCACUGAGCAUGCUCGGGUGCCACUGGGCAUGCUCGGUAGCGUUUCGAUGGUUUGAAGAGAAAAAACUUGACGGGUAGCGGAGAAGGGGAUCUCAGCUAGGCCGGUGCGGUUCUGACCGAGCGCCGGGCGCCUCAGGGUUUGCCGCACGCCAUGGGCAAAAGGGAUAACCGGGUGGCUUAUAUGAAUCCCAUAGCAAUGGCUAGAUCACGAGGUCCUGCUCCAUCUUCAGGACCUACCAUACAAGACUACUUGAACAGACCAAGACCAACAUGGGAAGAAGUAAAAGAACAACUAGAAAAGAAGAAGAAGGGUUCCAAAGCCUUAGCAGAAUUUGAAGAAAGGAUGAAUGAGAACUGGAAAAAAGAACUCGAAAAACACCGGGAGAAAUUGUUAAGUGGAAGUGAGAGCACUUCAAGGAAGAAAGAGAAGAAGAAAAAGGAGAAGAAGAAAUCCAGUAGGUUGUCUUCCUCUUCCUCAUCAAGCUCUGAUUCUUCCAGUAGUUCUUCUGAUUUUGAAGACGAGGAUAAGAAACAAGGGAAAAGGAGAAGGAAGAAGAAGCACCGCUCCUCACGGAAAUCAUCUGAAAACUCUAGUUCAGAUUCUGACUCGGACGGCAAGGACAGCUUAAAAAAUAAAAGGGCAAAGGAAGACCAUGAAAGAGAAAAGGAUACCAAAAGCCUUGAAAGGAAAAGGAAAAAAGCAGAUCGUGGGGAUGGCAUGUUAUCGACAGAGUCCUCAUCAGAAUCAGAACACACAGAGGAGGUACCAGCAAAAAAGAAGAAAACCAGUGAAGAAAAAGAGAAAAAUGAUAAAACAAAAAAACGGAAGAAGCACAAGAAACAUGGCAAAAAGAAAAAAAAGAAGACGGCCAGCUCAAGCUCUUACUCAGAAUAACUUCAGUCAAGACUCUCUUCCCCCCAACACCUUCUUAUCAAAAGUGCAAUGAGACUAGAGAGAACUGCAACUGUGAAAAUUACGACAAAACUUUACCAAACUGCAUGAGUUCUCCUGUGUAUUAACAAUAUUCUAAACUUUCAGCUUGCCCAGUGCAGUUGGGCUGGAAAUAGCCAUUGUUGUUGCCUGAUGCUUAAAUAUAUGUAGUACUUCCCCCUCCCCUCGGCCCCGGUGACUGGCGUUCAAUGUUUUGAAAGAAGCCCUGCACAUGGUUUAAUGAUUUAACAGCAGUGCAAAAUUGGGUUGGUACAAGAAAAGGUUUUGCCUAUUCCAGGGUCUUUGUAUGUGCACCCUGCACCCAUGGGUCCCCCUGCAUUUUAAUGGAAGGCCCCAAUUCACACACGUAAACAACUGUGCAUGUAGAUCAGCCGUUUACUAUAAUGACUGGGGCAGCCCUUAUGGACAGACACCCUACCCUGCCUGUGCACCUAUUCCCAUAAAGCAAACAAUGAAUUUGGGCGUUUUUAUUUUUGAACGUGUGAUUAAAUUUAAAUUUUCAUUAUAUUUUUUUUACAAAUAUGCAACUCCUGCGACAUUUCAUUACUACUGAUGCCAUUUUUUUGAAACAGGAAUAUGUCAGUAACCUGUACAAAUGUCAGUUUGUGUGUAUGUGUCAUAAUUUUGCUCUCUCUUUUUUUAAAGUGGGGGUGGGGUGGGGGCAUGGAUUUUUGUGUUCUCUUGGAUCAGACGGCUUAUUUUGAAUCCUUGCAAGCAGCACCAGUCUUUGCUGAUGCUGUUGCUGUGCUUCCAAGGGUACUUUAAGCAGCCAUUUUUCUUUCUGAAUACGGGGUAGAUUCCACCGAGAAGACCUUUCCCCAUGAAAAGUAAAUAGGACCUGCAGAAGAGCGGUUGUGUUGAUGACUGGUUACGGAAAAGCUAGAUGCGAUUGGGGACAUGGCUACCCCAUUCACGUGUAAUGUUGUGGAGUGUCUAAUUUUGAUAACAAAAAGCACAUGUGACUGAGGAGAGCUGAAAUGUGGCAGCCUUCUCAGUUGUGCUUCAUUGCUUCCCCCUAGUCUGGCUCACUUCUGGUAUUGGAGCUGAGCCAGGGGAACCAUGCAUAGAGCAACAAAACCUGGAGAGGUGACACAGGGGGGGUGGGGCGGUGGGAAGAGAGGCUACCCCCAACUUUUGCUGUUUAAAAAAGACCCUACCCUCAUCUCCCUGCCACUUUAUGCAUGAACAGGCACAUGAACAACAAAAGUGAUUUGUCUGUUCCCAUCUAGUCUGGUCCUUGGUUUAUUCGGAACCUGUAGCACAUGCUGCUGGGAUAAGCAAGAAAACGCCAGCCUAAUGUGGCAUAGCUGGCGCCCCCAAAAUGAGGAUUUUACCCCUGUUGAAUCAAAAUAAUACUGAGUACUGGCUACUAAUAAGCAUUAACAUUAUUUGAGGUGGCAUUGAGUUAAUUGAUUUCCUCCCCCCAACCCCCAGCAAACACUGUUGCAUUUAUUAUUAUUAUUAUUAUUAUUAUUAUUAUUAUUAUUAUUAUUUGUGUUGUCAUUAAGGUAUUUAGAAUUAAUGUUCUGCAUGAUUUUGUCCCAUUUUUAAAUUAACCAAUAGAGAAAUACAAUUGUAAUCGGUGGGAUUUUAAAAAUUUUUUAAUUAUGUUUCACAUGCAGCAUUACUUAUAGAUUUUUAUUGCAUCCAUGCCUAUGUUUAAAAUGCACACUUGCUGAAGAUAUUUAGCAUGUAAAAAGCUGAGGGGGUGAUAUCAAACAGCUUCAUAUUGAAGCUGAUUUUACUCUACACAAGUUCCGUGGCAGACCUGUUAUGCAACUAUGUCUUGGUAUUUAAAAUGACUGCCAGACACUUAGUAAAGAUAAUGUUUGAAAAAAUUAUUCAUUUCUGCAUUGUCUCUCUGUGUGUCAGACAGGUGGACCAGAAAGAGGGAGAGAAAGAGUGUGGCGAAACAACUGUAUUUCCCCCCCAAAAUAAAGUGUAGCACCAUAUGCCUGCUAUGGAGGAAUAGCCACAAUGAGCUACAGUAUAUAAAUUUACCGGUACCUCUCCAUAGGGAGCAGCCCUGAGAUUGAGUAAUGCUUGCUUCUUCAGCUUCCUGUUAAGCAGAUGAGCAGAACAAUAUUAAUUUGGGUCACUGCAAAGGUAGAAAGUAAAUUGUUACUAUUGUUCUCAGCAUAGCUGUCAAGUUCUCCCUUUUUUAAAGGGAAAUUCCCUUAUGCUGAAUAGGCUUCCUUGCGAGAAAAGGGAAAACUUGACAUCUAUGGUUCUCAGAAAGCCUGUUUUGUUAGCAUUUUCAAAUUAUUGUGGCAGAACACAGGGAGAAAAAGCAGUGGGUCUCAAGGUUGGAUACGUCCUCCCACUAGCUUCUUGUGCAGAAGUUUUUUUUUAAGCAAAUUGCUGUCAAGAUGGCAUCCAGUACUAUGGUGGGAUGUACUAUCUUGUGGGCAAUCCUAUGUUCUUUUUGAUGUAAAGUGAUCUUGGGCUGUCUAAAACUGGUGUAGGCUAUGCACAGAUUACUUUUCAGAUUACUACCGAUAUGUGGAGCAUGAGGAUUACUUGCAAGUUUAUCAGUGAAUUCUUUGAAGAUAACUGUGAUACUGCACAGCUUUCUUGAAAAACAGUGUUUGCUUACAAUUUCAAGCCACAGGGCAGGAUGAACAGAGAUUCUAGACCAUGCCCCACCUAAGCAUCUCUAAAAUCCUGAUGCACCCCCCCCCACUUUAUUCAAAAAGUGAACUCCUAUUCACAUAGAGGAAGCCUAAAAGGCAAUUCACUCUUAAUAAUUCUCGCACUGCACCCCUUUAAAAUCAAAUUGCCGCCCUGUGGGGCGUGUGCCCCCCGUUGGGAACCACACGGCUCUAGACCCUAUACUGUAAGGUGCAUUUCGAGAACCUGCAAACUAAAAACAAGAGCCCAACACAUCUGGCCAACGGAAAGCGAAUUGUUCCAGGUGAGAAUUUGGUCCUGGGGAUCACUGCACGUGCCAGCAUCAUUGAAACAUGCAGGUUUUUAUCAGCAGCCGAGUAGAAAAAAUGGUGGGAGGAGAUGGCUCCAAGGACAAAGUUCUUUGCCCUCCCUUUAAAUUACAGCUUAAUCCUAGCCCCAUGCAAAUCAGUGGGUCUGGGGCGGGGAUAUCGGUCUGGCGUCGUCCCAUAUAUUCUCCCUCCUCCAGUUUCU
Molecule: messenger RNA, 4700 nt
Organism: Zootoca vivipara (common lizard)
Lineage: Eukaryota; Metazoa; Chordata; Lepidosauria; Squamata; Lacertidae
Gene: FAM133B
Product: family with sequence similarity 133 member B
Source: RefSeq, a predicted model, not a curated record